CCGAUCGCCAGCUCCGUGCGAGCUGACUGCCGGGCGGCCCGUGAGCGAGCGAGCGAGCGAGCGCGCGCGUCCCCGUGACCUCCCCGGCGCGAGGGAGGGAGGGAGGGCUCGAGGCCAACGGUCGGUGCUCAAGGCCAACGGUCGGUGCUCGAGCGAGUGGGAGGAGGGGGGGGGGGGGGGGGGGAAGAAGAAGAGGGGCUUUAAACUCCCCUGUCAUUAAACUCUCUCCCCCUCCCCCCCCCAAUCCCAUCCAUCCCCGUCUCUGUAAUCAACUCACUUCUCUGGUCAAUCAGUCAGUCGAGAGGGAAGGGUGGAAGACACCUCCACAGGGAGGGGAGAGUAGUUAGAAGGAGGAUAAGGUUGGAGGUGACACCGAGCCCGCUUGUCAAGAUGGCAGCAGCGGCGGUGGCGGGCUGUUGAGCCGCCUCUCGCUCGCACCUCCAGUCCACUCCUUCCCUUCAACCAACCUACAGAGCCUUGCGCCCAUCCCCUCCCAGGGUAAUUGCUGGGCGUCCGGGGCGCUCCUCAGCCCCUCUUUCUUCCUCCCCCCUGCCCUCCAUCUUUACUUCUCUUCACUCUCUCUGCCCCUCUCCUCUCUUGCGGGGCUGAGCUGAGCUGGAAUCAUGGCCGACGGCGGCGGCACCUCCUCCCCUCCUCCUCCUCCUCCCCCCCAAGCCGCCACGCUGGACAUCGACCCCGACUUCGAGCCGCAGAGCCGUCCCCGCUCAUGCACUUGGCCCUUGCCCCGACCCGGCGGCGACUUCCCCGGCGCUUCGUCCCAGAACGACUCGGCCGCCGAGAUGAUCCCCGAAGAGGAGGAAGAAGAAGAUUUGGACGAGGAGCCCGGUACGGGUGGUGGUGGUGGAGAAGCGGAGCCUCCGGGCCUGGAAGGGUUGAAGCAGUCGGUGAGGGCGAGCGGCGGGCCGGGGGCUUCCCCUCGCUCCCCUCCACCCUCCUCACUCACCCUCAGCGGCGCCGGGGAGGCUCCCUCCUCCUUCCUGGUGUCGCCGGCCGCCCCGGGGCCCCAGCACCGCAAAGCCUCGUCCCGCAGGAACGCCUGGGGCAACAUGUCGUACGCCGACCUGAUCACCAAAGCCAUCCAGAGCUCGGCCGACAAGAGGCUGACCCUGUCGCAGAUCUACGACUGGAUGGUCCGCUGCGUGCCCUACUUCAAGGAUAAAGGGGACAGCAACAGCUCGGCCGGCUGGAAGAAUUCAAUUCGUCAUAACCUUUCACUGCAUAGCAGAUUUGUCAGAGUUCAGAAUGAAGGUACGGGCAAAAGUUCUUGGUGGAUGAUCAAUCCAGAUGGUGGAAAAGGUGGGAAGUCUCCACGAAGGCGUGCAGUUUCCAUGGAUAAUAAUAAUAAAUAUGCAAAGAGCAGGGGUAGAGCAGCAAAGAAGAAGGCAGCCCUGCAAGCUGCACAAGAAGCUAGUGUGGAAAGCCCGUCACAGCACACAAGAAGCCCAACAUCUCGCAGCAGUGACGAAUUUGAUGUAUGGACAGACUUUCGUUCUCGUACUAACUCAAAUGCCAGUACUUUGAGUGGGCGGCUUUCACCUAUAUUAGCCAAUCCUGAACUAGACAAUGUUCCAGAUGAGGAAGCGGCUCCUUUGUCUCCCAUGCUUUACUCUAGUCCAUCCAGUGUUUCCCCAACUGCAACUAAAUCGUCCACUGUUGAGCUCCCUAGGUUAACUGACAUGGCUGGAACCAUGAACUUGAACGAUGGAUUGACAGAACAUUUAAUGGAUGAUUUAUUGGACAAUAUUACUUUAACACCUUCUCAACAGUCAUCACCUGGGAGCAUUGUGCAGAGAAGCUCAAGUUUUACUUAUGGGUCAAAGAGUUCUGGUUUAGGUUCCCCAAACAGUUUCAGCAAUUCCAUAUUUGGACCACCGGCUUUGAAUGCUUUGCGGCAGACUCCCAUGCAAACUAUUCAAGAAAACAAGCAAGCCACAUUUUCUUCCAUUUCCCGGUUUGGCAACCAAACGUUACAAGAUCUGCUUGCGUCUGAUUCUCAUGGUGACGUUAUGAUGACUCAGACAGACCCUCUGAUGUCUCAAGCGAGUUCUGUGGUGUCUUUACAAAACUCACAUAGAAAUCUGAUCAUUCAUAAUGAUCCAAUGAUGUCGUCCUUCACUGCCCAGUCUACUCUGGCAAACCAUAAUCCACUGCAUCGCCAGUCUCCACCUCGGACGUCUGCACUUACUGGUGAUAGUGCCUUGUCAAACUCCAUGAAUCAUGUAGCAUUACCAACAGAUUCUAACAGUGUCGCCACAAAACACCAGCUUCAGUCAUCUGUCAAUCGGUCUAUGCAUAUGGGAUUGUCUGAUACACUUACUGGCCCUCCCUAUCCUGGUAGCAUGGUUCUUCCACCUAUGGGGCAAGACAAGUUUCCCAGUGACCUGGACUUGGAUAUGUUCAAUGGAAGUUUAGACUGUGAUGUGGAAUCCAUCAUUCAUAAUGAACUCAUGGACGCUGAUGGGUUAGAUUUUAAUUUUGAUUCACUUAUAUCUGCUCAGAGUGUUGUGAACUUGAAUGUGGGAACUUUCACUGGUGCUAAACAGACAUCGUCGCAGAGCUGGGUUCCAGGCUGAAGUUGCCUUUUAAUGGUGGAAGGAGGUUAGUGAACUGAAUCCUUCUCGCCAAAUCUGCUAUCAUCAAGAUAACAUGAGUCAGAAGACAGCAAAUGUAUUUGACAGCUGUGUAUCUGACAUUUUCAUCUGUAGUGGGGCCAGUUCCUGGAAGAAUUGCAUCUCAACCAAGCGAAAGAUGUUAACGAGAAGAAUACAAUUUACACUUGAAAUGAUUUUUGAAGUGUUUAAAAGAAAUUCCAUUUAAGCUGUACAGUUUCUCCUGCAUCCCGUUAUAUUUAGCCGUCUAUAAAUUGUUGGUUGAUGCAGGUUGGUGCUUAAUUUCAAUUUUAUUUGAUGAGCAUCUGCCUAUGGUCUCCAUUGUAUCAGAAUGAUUGAAGUGGUGAUAGAAUGGGACUAAUGAACAGUGCCAACAAAGGCAAGAAUACUAAUGAGGAAACGAACAUGUCAACUGAUUGAAUGGAGUGCGACAAAUCAGCAUUGUCAAAAUGCCGGAAGACUUAAAAACAGAUGAUGGUUUUAAUCCUUUUUAACCUAAUAUGCAAUUGAUUAAUUGGCAUUUUUUAGUAAUUUGAAACUGCAUGAGCUUAUUCACAAUGAAUUUCUGGUUUGAAUGGACAUCUCGAAUUUAUGACCCAACUUUAUUUGGUCUUCUAUAAUAAGAGUGUAAGAUUUAGAGGUGAGGUUGGUGAUUAAAAAAAAAAAAAAAUACAUUCAUGUGUUGACAAGUCACCUACCCUUGGCAAAACUGACUCUAACUUUGCUUGGCUUUACAGACCAAUGUGUGUACAGACCAAUCUUGUGAACUAGUGAUUGGGUAGAAAGUUUUUUUUUUUGUGUGUUUACAGAUUAUUGCAUUCAGAGAAAAAAGCCAAAAUUAUUUUCUCUCAAAGCCAAUUUUGCUGCAUGCAUUGAAAUUUAAAUAUAUUUACAGGAUUGGACAACUUGCUCUAUUAUAUACAUUAAUCAUAGAUUUUUUUUUUUCAAAGUUCCUGUCGUUUAAACAGAAAAAAAAACUUUGCCCUUCCCCAUUCUGAGUACAGAUUGAUUUGAGAUAACAAAUCAUAUCAUCAUCAUCAGAUAACAAGCUGCCUCCCUUUUGAACUGAAUCAUCAAUGGUCAGCUUUAAUGUGGUCUAUUUUCUGUAGGUACAUUUAUACUUGUAUAGUCAAUUGUUUUCAAUAAUGCAUUUCUGUAUGACAUUUGUACAUUUAUUGAAAGUUUUAUUGUACUGUGUACCCUUGAUCACCUUUUUGAAAUGUUUCUAUAUAAAUAUACAGCAGCUCAG
Molecule: messenger RNA, 3879 nt
Organism: Leucoraja erinaceus (little skate)
Lineage: Eukaryota; Metazoa; Chordata; Chondrichthyes; Rajiformes; Rajidae
Gene: foxo3b
Product: forkhead box O3b
Exons: 3
Coding region: 624-2594 (656 amino acids)
Biological process (GO): regulation of transcription by RNA polymerase II
Cellular component (GO): mitochondrial matrix; nucleus
Molecular function (GO): RNA polymerase II cis-regulatory region sequence-specific DNA binding; DNA-binding transcription factor activity, RNA polymerase II-specific
Source: RefSeq, a predicted model, not a curated record